AUUAGCCACAUGAUGUCGCUGUAUACCACAAAGUCUUGUCACCAAAAACUAAAGGAGGAAGCUCCAUUUUGUCACAGCCUGAGAGAAGACAAAAACGGCCGGGAGAUAUAUUAUUCAAGAUAUAAAGUAAAGAGAGUAUGACUUUGAAGUGAGAGAGCGGUACCAAAUUUUUAGUGGUUUUGCGAUGCUGUUUCCUAGGCAAGGAGGCAAGGGAGCCCUGCGUUUGUUGCUCUCCGUUCUGCUCCUCGCAGCCUGGAAGACUGGGAGUGGUCAGGUCCACUACUCGGUCGCCGAGGAGGCCAAACACGGCACCUUCGUGGGCCGCAUCGCCCAAGACUUGGGGCUGGAGCUGGCAGAGCUGGUGCCGCGCCUUUUCCGGGUGGCGUCCAAAGGCCACGGGGACCUUCUGGAGGUAAAUCUGCAGAAUGGCAUUUUGUUUGUGAAUUCUCGGAUCGACCGGGAGGAGCUGUGCAGGCGGAGCGCGGAGUGCAGCCUCCACCUGGAGGUGAUCGUGGACAGGCCGCUGCAGGUUUUCCAUGUGGUGGUGGAGGUGAAGGACAUUAAUGAUAACCCACCGGUUUUCAGAGCAAGAGAACAAAGGUUAUUUAUUCCUGAAUCUAGACUGGUGGAUUCACGUUUCCCGAUAGAGGGCGCUGCUGAUGAGGACAUUGGUACCAACGCUCUUCUAACUUACACCCUCAGCCCCAGCGAUUAUUUCUCUUUGGAUGUACAGGCAAGUGAUGAACUCAGUAAGUCACUUUCACUUGAAUUGAGGAAAUCUUUGGAUAGAGAAGAAACAUCAGAACUUCAUUUAUUAUUGACAGCCACUGAUGGGGGCAAACCAGAGCUGGAAGGUACAGUUCAGCUGCUGAUCACAGUGCUGGACGUUAAUGAUAAUGCCCCAUUGUUUGCCCAGGCUGUGUACAGAGUCCAUUUAUUAGAAAGUACAGCAAAUGGAACAUUAGUGACUACAUUAAACGCCUCUGAUGCCGAUGAAGGUGUAAAUGGAGAAAUUGUUUUUUCCUUUGGCAGUGAUGUUCCUCUAAACAUUCAAAAAAACUUCAAAAUUGAUUCCAACUCAGGAGAAAUUAGGCUAAUUGGUAGACUGGAUUAUGAAGAAACAAAAUCCUAUGAAAUUCAGGUAAAAGCAGUUGAUAAAGGAAAUCCUCCAAUGUCGAAUCACUGCAAGGUUUUAGUGAAAGUGCUGGAUGUAAAUGACAAUGCUCCACAACUGGCAAUCACACCUCUGUCUUUGCCGGUCAGAGAGGACACUCCACUUGGCACCGUCAUCGCCUUUGUCUCCGUGUCCGACCGUGACUCCGGUGUCUAUGGGCAGGUGACCUGCUCUCUGAUGCCUCACAUCCCCUUCAAGCUGGUGUCCACCUUCAAGAAUUACUAUUCGCUGCUCGCCUCCCCUCAGGGAAAUCCCCUGGUUGUAGGGUGCAAGACGAAAUCUGGAGAUAUUUUUUGUAGCUCGGAGAUGUUUUUCAUAGAACUGAUCAAUAUCCCUAUUUCCCUUCAGGGGACCCGCCUAAAAACGAAAUUGGAGAACCCGCCACCGCCUGGCGGUUUUUCUGGGAGUUCCGCUCUCCUCGCGGGCACUGUAGGGGUUCUGGAGGUCCGAGCGCCCGGCACUAGACGUUCCGCGGUCAAACAGUGGCGGCGCUGCGCUCCUCCGCACCGGCAGCUCCGCUUCCCCAGACGGCUGCCAAAGCUCCAGUCCGGCGAGCAGUGCUUCCAGCCCGCCAGCCCCCGGCAAUUCCAGUAUAUUCAGGAGGCCGAACGUCGGCGAUCUGUGUCCCUCUAG
Molecule: messenger RNA, 1807 nt
Organism: Callorhinus ursinus (northern fur seal)
Lineage: Eukaryota; Metazoa; Chordata; Mammalia; Carnivora; Otariidae
Source: RefSeq, a predicted model, not a curated record